Molecule: messenger RNA, 8724 nt
Organism: Stegostoma tigrinum
Lineage: Eukaryota; Metazoa; Chordata; Chondrichthyes; Orectolobiformes; Stegostomatidae
Gene: mcat
Product: malonyl CoA:ACP acyltransferase (mitochondrial)
Exons: 4
Coding region: 284-1561 (425 amino acids)
Molecular function (GO): transferase activity
Source: RefSeq, a predicted model, not a curated record
GGCAGUAUCACCUACAAGGCAAUGUCCUAUAAACAGUGUGGAACUAGCUAAGGCUGCAGUUGGCUGAGGUUUUAGCAGACUGAUUUGCUUAGUAAGCAGAGAUAAUUUCCUCCAAAGGGUCGAGAGGAGCGGUGUGUUUGAAAGAUGGUGUAUAUAUUGGUAUGUAGGAACUGAGUUGCACUGAGCCUGGUUUCCCCCUGUGCGCUGGAGUGUGACACUGUUGUACGAGACAAACAUGUGGUUGGUUUGUCGCUGAUCUCUGAGCAGAUACUGCUGUUAGUUAAUGUCCGCCUGCAUUUGGAGAGUUAGGGAAAGAUUUGCAGGAAGCCUGUUCACUUCCUCCACGUCUCUCAUCCCUGGAGAAGGUCUAUCGAAAAUGCUCCCUGCCUCUGUUGCCCUGAGACUGGCAGCGUUUGGCUUUAGACCGGGACACUGGCUGCAAACCACGCUGUCAAACCUCACCCGCUGCAGGCAGCUGGCUGCGUCCUGGCCCCAGUACCCUCCCGGCUCUUCCCUGGAUGUCUCGGCGAUGUUAGGGCCGGAACCGAGUGAAGUUGUGUUGAAAGAGCCGAGCAGGAGAGACCCCCGGCACAGCUCACUGCUACUGUUCCCCGGCCAGGGUAGCCAAUUCGUGGGAAUGGGCAAAGGGCUCCAGAAAUAUCACAACGCCAGGCAAAUGUUCGCAGCAGCCCAGAAGAUACUGGGCUAUGACCUGCUUUCUUUGUGUCUAAAUGGACCGGAGGGAGAGUUAAAUAAAACCGUUCACUGCCAACCAGCAGUUUUUGUCACGUCCUUAGCUGCAGUGGAAAGGUUGCAUCAUGAAAACCCUGAAGCAGUUGAGAAAUGUGUUGGAGCAGCAGGAUUCAGUGUGGGAGAGUUUGCUGCCUUGGUCUUUGCAGGAGCAAUAGACUUUGCUGAAGCUCUCUAUGCAGUGAAAGUGCGGGCAGAGGCAAUGCAGGAGGCAUCAGAAUCCAUUCCCAGUGGCAUGUUAUCUGUUAUGGGGCAGGCAGGAUCCAAAUUCAAGUAUGCCUGCCUGGAGGCUCGAGAACAUUGCAAGACCUUGGGAAUCGAGGAUCCUGUAUGUGAAGUGGCUAACUACCUCUUUCCCAAUGGACGUGUGAUUGCUGGAAAUUUACAGGCUCUUGAAUAUUUGCAGCAGAAUUGCCGAAAGUUCCACUUUCUGCGAACUAAACUUCUGCCAGUCAGUGGUGCCUUCCACACCCGCCUCAUGGCAUCAGCAGCUGAGCCACUCCAUGAUAUCUUGAAGGGAAUCAGCAUCGAGAAACCUCUGAUAUCUGUCUACUCCAAUGUGGAUGCCAAAAAGUACAUGAACAGUAAACACAUUCGGCAACUUUUGGUGAAACAGCUGGUGAUGCCUGUAAAAUGGGAACAAACUAUGCACGCCAUGUAUGAACGAGAACAGGGGAUUGAUUUUCCAGAUACGUAUGAGGUAGGUCCAGGGACCCAGCUUGGAACCAUGUUGAAAAACUGCAACCUGAAGGCUUGGAGAUUCUAUCAACAUAUAGAUGUGAAAUUAAAGGAUGAGACUGAGGAAGAAUGAAGUUUUUUUUGUGCAGAAAAACUGGUAAAAGAUUAAUUUUUCUUGCUGUUAAUUAUCGAACAUUUCACUUUUGCCUGGUGUGUUCCAUCAGGCUGAAAGCAAUUUGUAUAACUUGAACUGGUAGAAAUUGCUCUUUGCAAUUAAGUGGUGGUUUAAUGACUUUACACAAAGUGAACUGUUGAGUUGUAACUGUGCUGAAGGUGAUGUGAAGAAUUUGAAUCAGCAAGGAGUUGUAUUAUCUGUCAGAUUUUGAGCAGAGUUUUUAGGACAUAAAAUCUCUCGGGUGGCCCAAAUAAAAUAAACACAAGAAAGUGUCUGGCUGAAAACCUAAUCAGAGAAAUUCUGCUUUUAAUGUGCACACUUAUGUUUCUUUAACUGUGUAUUGCACAUCAUGUUAUAUGUUUCAAACAGGCACACGUCCUUUUCCAUGUCUAGAGAAUAUUUAAUUUUUGUCCCAGUUCUUUUAAAAAAAAUCGGCUGUGAUGAGAAAGCUACUUGGAUUCCUAUGAAGAGAAUUAACUUUGAUUUCUGAACUUCUGUUUUUUUCUUCUACUAUUUCUGUCCAAUGGCAACUGGAUGGUUUGUACAAACAAAGUAACAUAUUUCCUGUCAAUCCAAAACCUGAGCUAUUGUUACUGGUACAUCUGAGAUUGUGUGCUCAAAUGUCGUAGCUACCCUCUUAUUGCGGUACUGGUCACUGGAUCUCAUGUGGAAUGUCAAUCAUGUUCCUUGCAAAGUUUGUGCUUUCCAUCAACCUGGGUGUAAAAGAUUGCUAAGUUGAUGAAUUCUGGCUACUUUUUAAUGCAUCUUUAAUUUUUGUGAUAAUUCCAGGAACAGCAGGUCUUGAUUUCCUGUGCAAUACCCCAGUGGGCAUAAUAAAGAAGGAAAGAGAAGAUAUUUAAAAAUAUUGGCAGGUAAAAUCAAAGAAAACCAAAAUAUCAUUAUAUUGAGAGGGUAAAUAAGGAAUGGUACUGCUUAUCAGAGAUGUACAAGGUAACUUAUGCAGAAGACGUGGACAGGAUACUUAAUGAGUAUUUUGUCUCUGUCAUCACAAAGAAUGACAAACAUUCUACUGGGAGCAAAUACAAGCUACAAUAAGCAUAAUGAAAGACGAAGUACUGGAGGGAUUGACAUCUUUGAAGUUGGAUAUAUGGCCGGGCUGGAUGCAUUGUAUCCCAGGCUGUUCAAGAAAUCAGGGAGGAAAGUACAUGUGCUCGGAGGAUAAUUUUUCAAUCCUCACCAGUUACAGGUCAGGUAUCAGGGUUUGGAGGGUGUGAGGGAUACACCAAAUAAUAGACCUGUCAGCCUGACUUCGGUGGUUGGCAAAUUAUUCGAUCAAUUCUGAGAGACAGGAUGAACUGCCUCUUUGUAAAGCAUCGAUUACUAAAUGGUAGUCAGCAUGGAUUUGUUCAUGAAUAGCCAUGACUUACCAACUUAGUUGAAUUUUUGAGGAAUUAACGAGUACAAUUGAGGGUAGUAUAGUGGAUGUUGUCUGCAUGGACUUUAAGUCAGAAAAGCAGAAGUGAAAAGUAUGCAGGAAAAUGUGGUGAGUUGGCAGCAGACACUAAGAGUAAUGGAUGUUUUUCUGUAUGGAAGGCUGGUUUUGAUAGCAUUUCUCAGGGCUCAAAAGUUCACAACUUAUUGUACAUUAAUCUGUAGAUUAUAAAUGUGGGAUGCAUUAUUGGGAACUUUACAAAAACGUGGCCUUGUAGUUGAUAAUGAAGAGGAUAUUUGACUCCAGAAUUAUGUUAACAUUUUGAUUUGAGUGGAUGGAAAAGUGACAAACUGAAUUCAGUCUUGUGAUGUGUUUAGUAAUAUACUUGAUGGGCAAACAGUGCAAGUGAAUGUACGAUAAGUGGUCUAAUAUUGAGAAUGGUAAAGCAAGUGCGAGACCUAGCAGUGCAUGCCCACAGGUAGAUAAGCUGGUAAAUAAAGCCUAUGAGAUGCAUUUUUGCAUUGUGUACCUUGUUCAAAAAAAGAAAGUAAGGAUGUGAUGCUGGAACUGCAUAAAAUAUGGUUAGGCCACAGCUGAAACUUUGUGAACAAUCUUAUCCCUCCUGUACUGUAGUGAUAUAAUGUUUUGAUUACUGAGGAGAUUUACAACAGUGUUGCCAGGGCUUGAAAAUUACAGUUAUGAGAACAGAUUGCAUAGGCUAGUGUUGUUUUCCCUAGACCAGAGGAGUCCAAGGUCGGAUUUAAUUGGAGUGUACUAAACAAAGGUGGGCUUGAAUAGAGUGCACAGGGAAAACCUGCUUCCUCUAGUGGAGAUGUUAGUUACCAUGGUCACAGAUUUAAAGUGGUUGUUGGGAGGAUUUGAUAGGACACGAGAAUGUGUCCAUCCAGAAAGUAGUGGGUGUCUGGAAUUCACUGACUUAUUUUGAUGGCAGAGGCAGAAGCCCUCAACUUGUUUGAACGAUACCUGGACAUUUGCACAUGAAGCUCUGUAAGCUGCAAGUCUGUGAACAAUGGGCUGAAUAGCCUGUUCUGGCCCCAUCUUCUUCUAUUUAUUUUUAAAUAGGUUAAUUUUAUAAACCAAAUAUUUAGAAUACAUGUAAAUGCAAUAGCUGUUUUUGUUUCUCCUCUACUAUUCCAGUGUAUGUUCACAAACUCACAUUGUUAAAUCAACACUAAUUUGAAGCACAGGGAGGAAGAUACUGGUGUAUUUAAAUGUAUCCCAUGAAGGCAGACUUCAGCACUGACUGGCCGUGAGCCAACCUGCCAGAGUGAAUGUAGUAUCAGUUGUAGUCUGCCAGGCUCAAGCAUGUUGAACUGAACAGCUUCCUUCUGCGUUCAGUCGAUUUAUAGUUCUCUGAGGAUAUUCUCUCAGUUAGAGACAACAGUUACCUCGUCAAUUGGGUCCUCCUCAUCUGUGGAAAACCCAAAUUGUGACUGAAACACGUGACAGAAACUAACAUUGCAAUAUUCCUAUAACACCCUCUGGGUACAGAAUGGGCAUUCUUUGUUUACGCUGCAUCUGAUAAGUUGGAUAUGACUUGAGUGCUUGAUGCUAAUACAACAUGACUGCCUUUCUCAACAUGAUAUGCACAACGGUUAUAGAUAAAUUAGAACACUAGCCAUGCAGAUCUGCUGGAGGCCUGGGAGGGGCAUAUGGAGGCCAGGGAGGAUCCCUUCUUCAUAAAAUAAGUGCUUGUCAAAAAAACAAGAUUCAUUUCAAAAUUCAUAUUAACAAUUUGAAGAUGAAUUUCAAUACCCAUUGUGCAGAUAUUAAAUUACCAAAAAAAGAAAUUAUUUUACACACAACCACCAUUUUAGAAAAGGAAAAGUAGCAAUUUGAAAGUGUUUUAAAAGAUAUAUUUGUUCUUUAUUAACUGUGGGACAAAUAAUUUGUGACUAAUUUUUCCCAAUUGCUGGUGCCUACAUUUACAUUUUGCUGUAUUGUCUUUACACACUAAAUUAUCUUCUGAUACGUUAUUCUCAUGGGAAGAUAGAAUGUGGGUUUUAAUUACACCACAGUCAUCAUGAGCAGGUCAGAUGAACUGCAAUUAAGUGAUGACCUUCUUCACCAUCACACUAAAUGCUGUUUAGUGCUUCCGAAUACAAAACACAUUGCCUGUAAAAUGAACCUGUUAAAGUAAUAAUUACCUUAGGACCAGAACAGGCCAUUCAGCCCAUUGUUUUUCAUCUGACACCAACACAAUCUAACCACCUGUUUUAAUCCUGCUUCCAGGACCUGGUGCAAAGCCUUGCCUGCUGUACAGCAUUUACUAUUCUCAGAAACAGUAGAAAAAGAAAGAGUAUUAAACCACAAAACAAACAACAACAAAAAAUGAUAAACCCAUACUUGUAAGCUUGAUUGCUGAGAUUCCUAAGAUCAUUUGUGCCAAACUCAAUUCAUUUAAGUAUUGAGUUGACAGCUUCAGGUUUGAUGGCAGGAAGAUGACCGAAAGAUCCUUAUGACAUCUGUCACUGUCAAGUAAAUGAUGAUGCAGAUGGCAAAGUUUCCACCCGGAUGAACUUUAUUGGGUAUUAGUUCUCGGAACAUAAGUGGCUGCUGCCUUGUUUGUUCCUGUCACAUGCGGCACUGGGACUACACACCAGAGUCUAGCCUCAAUUUUAUGGCCUGGCAGCCAAGCGUUCCCUCCCUUUUGGAGCAGGUACUAUGUUGUGGGGAAAAACUUGGUGUCUGUGCUGAAAACUGUGCAAAUGAAUAGAUGUUCUACCUGGGAUACAAGUCACGCAAUCAUAUGUUUAUACUCCUGGGAGACAUAGACUUCCUUACAGAAACUGCUUUUUACUGUAAAGAUGAUUUAAAGAUAUUGAGAGGAAGCUUGAAAUCUAACGGUAACUUUCUGGAUUCUCCCACUGUAUGCUAUCUCAGGUCACUGGUCAUUUCCCUCCUUUCAAAGCAGGAAAACCUGAGGCUUCUCCUUCAUUCCUGAUAACUCAGCCCUAUGACCUAAGAAUCAGCCUCGUGGCUAUUGCCCUACUGCAAUGUCCCAAUAUUUCUGCCAGGAGGAGGCACUAUGCAUAUUUAAAAACUGAAAGAACUGUGGAUGCUGUAAGUCAGGAACAAAAACAGAAGUUGCUGGAAAAGCCCAACUGAUCUGGCAGCAUCUGUGAAGAAAAAAAUCAGAGUUAAGGUUUUGGGUCCAGUGACUCUCCCUCAGAACAGUUUUGAUUUUUUUUUCUUCACAGAAGCUGCGAACAUUUCUAGUAACUUCUGCUUUUGACCAUGCAUAUUUAUCCUAUUUUGAGGGACAAACAAUGAUAUUAGUAAAAGUAGUGGUGUAGGCUACUUUGAUAUCACUAAGGGAUUGAUGCAGUAACCUAAUGAGGAUGGAAAAUGCUAAAGAAAAGCAUGUCAUUUCUUAAAUCCCACAUUUGCAGAGUAACUUAGGAUGCACCAUAUGUCUUGGGUGGGAUCUUGUUCAGUUUGAUUGUAAAAUGAUUAAAUUGCGGGUCCCAAUGAAUGCAGUGUAGCAAUAUGUCUGUCUCGCUUAUUACUGAGCUUGUGCAUUGGAUAAGAAGGAUGACACAUUCCCUAAUUCAACUAUUGUUUUGUUGAAGAAAGUAAAUCUAGUGACCCAUCCAAUUUGUACAGUGUGCCAUGACAGUACAUUAAAAUUUCAUUGGAAAUGCUAGUUUGACUGAAUAGAAUUAAGUUAGCAGCUGUUGUGAGUGAAUUUGAUAUGGGAACACUUGGUGACAGUUAGAGAUGUUUUAAUAUUGCACAUCAUAUCCCAAGGCUCUUGGUUCAAAAUGUAUUUGGUAUUCGACUUUAAAAUUAGGAAGCUUUUUACAUUGUGCUCCAAAGUCCACCCCUGCACUAAAGUAAAACAGAUUAUGGUUAGUACUGUUAUCUCAGAGUGCCAGGGACCUGGGUUUGAUUCCAGCCUUGGGUGAUUGUGCAAACUCCAAAAAGACACAAUCUCCCUGUGUCUUUCUCCAGUUUCCUCCCACAGUCCAAAGAUGUACGGAUUAGGUGGAUUGGCCAUGGGAAAUGCAAGGUUACAGGGAUUGGGAAAGCAGCUGUGUCUGGGUGGGUUGGUCUUUGGGGCUGAUGUGGACUCUAUAUGGGCUGCUUCCACGCUGUAGGGAUUCUGUGAUCAGUAAACAAAAUCAUAAAAGGGCAGUAUCUUUAGUAAGAAAUCUACUAAAAACUGUAUUGAGUGAAUUCAAAUGUGAGAGAAGCCUUUGUCAGGAAUUAAAUUUAUAAGUAAAACCAAAAAGGUGAACAGAUCAAAAAUUGUCCCUUUUAAGUUUGGCCAGGUUAUCAAUGAACCCCAGGAGCAAACCCUUCGGGAUGAGAGUUGGAAAACAGAAAAAUCAGGAGCAGCACUGUCAUAGUAUGAUGAUAAGUGGUGAGGGAAACUAAGUCAAUGGAAUAUCACCAGAUGAUUAGCAAAGAGCAAGAAAGGAAAGAAGUCGUGCGAAAAUACCCAAAGUGAGUGAGUAAAUACCAUACAAUAUGAUGUGAACCUUGGGUGGCUUGUUGUAGAGUGCUGGCACAGGUCCAGCUUUGUUUGAGUGUCUGUUGGGCUGCAGCACAUGUACCAUGAGUAAAUAUCAGCAAUAGAAUCAUCUAUCUUUCAGCACAAGACAAGGUUUAUUAAAUCGUAGUAACUAUGUGCAGGUUACAUUAACUGAGGCAUUUGACUAUUAUUAACGAGAAAUAGAGAAGACGCAUGUCUCCAUGAGAAGACUGUGAUCAUCUAUUGUCUAUCUGAACUGACAGUUAUUCUACCCAGUAUGUGUUAUAUACCAGAAUAGACGGAACUUCAAGUUAGCUUAUACGUUGACCCUUUCAUUUCCAUUACCUUUAUAUAAUAUGUCCUUCCAAGCUAUUUCUCUCUUUGUAACCUUAUGAAACAACUACAUUACAUUUAUCGUACACUUCUUUUCUCUGACUUCAUGUGGAUGGCACAGUGGUUAGCACUGCUGUCCCCCAGUAUCAGGCACCCGAUUUGAUUCCAGUGUAGAGUGUGGAGGUUACGCAUUCUCCUGUUUCUGCCAGGCGCGCCAGUUUCCUUCCAUGCUCCAACGAUGUGCAGAUAGGUGGAAUGGUAAUGUUAAAUUGACCCGUAGUGACCAGGGAUGUGUAGUUUAGGUUGGUUAGCUAUGGUAAAUAUGGGGAUAGGGCGGACGUGUGGGGCAGGUCAGGAUGCUCUUUGGAGGGUUGGUAUGGACUCGAUGGGCUGAAUGGCCUCUUUCUGUACUAUAGGAAUUUUAUGAUUCACAAAUUUAAACAAACUGGUGUUUGGACAAUUUUUUUCGGAAUAUAAUGCUUGAGACAUGGAACAACCACAUUUGUAAAUCAUUAGCUUGAGGGUGGUUAACCUUGAUAUUGAUCUUUAGAUUAUUUCUCCUCUGAAGGAUCCUUAAUCUCAUGGAUAUCAUUCACUGAGGAUUUGGUUCACCAUUGAUGAUGAUGGUGGUCCAUCAACUUCACUGGAUGACCUUUGAUCCUAUCAUGGAAGACAACUGUGAUGAUGAAAGAAGUAGUUUCAUGCUUCUUGCCUUGUACUGGCCAUGUGACUGAUCUUUCUCAAGAUGGUGAAUGUGUCGAAUGUCUUCGGUCAUGCUAUGUGAUCUUUUGCUUGGUGUAUUUGAUUAUUUUUGCACUCAUCAUCAAAAGAUAUUGAGUAUUUUAUGUCACCCGUGUGUGUCGGACAUGCUGUGCUGUUAAUACUGAUAAAUUAAAA